AAUUUAUGUGAUAGUUAUCCGGAUCCCAUAAUUAGAAUUUGAGGGGAGUAUUUAUAUUGUUCUGACAACUGUAAUUUCACUGUUGUCCUGGCUGCUCUUAUCUCUCUGUUUCUGGUUUUUGUUGUUUUAUAGCCCCUCUUUGACGAGGGGAAAAUACAAAUAAAUAAAUAAAUUAUUAGGAUUGCAUCAUAUCAGAUCAUUGAAUUGAAUUGAAUUUAUUUGAUUAAUUAUUAUUACUGUGUCAUACGUGCUCUACCUAUCCUUUUCCUUACUUCUUACCAGUUUAUCUACUCUUCUCUCCCACUGGUUCGGUUCUUACAUAUUUUCAACUGGAUUUCUGAAGAAAAUUAUUCUUGAUCGAUUUGGAUUUUCACUUGGAGCUGUUUGGUUUGGUUUGGAGAGUAUUGUAAUUAGCAGAAAAAUCGUGUUGGGGUUCUCUCGAUUAGGGAUUGAUUGGAUUUAGGGUUAGGAGAGAUUAAUUAUUGAUUGAAAUCGGGCUGUACAUGUGUUUAUUGAAGGUGGCGAAUCAAGGGGACAGAGGUGAUCGCUAUGCUAGGUUACCGGCAACCGGAGAUAGCGGCGGCGCCACCACCACUUCCGCCACUGCUUCCAUUCCUUACUUCGACAUGCAGCAACCGGAUUACCUGCUAUCCGCGGUGGUGUCGCCCCCUGCCCGGGGCAGUCUAACUGAGGAGAAUAUUGCCGCGGUGGUGACCGGUCAGCUACCCGGCGCUUUUACGACGCCGUUUGAUUCUCCUUCCUCUGCUUACUCUUCGUCCAGCUCCGGCUCGUGGCCCGGCCAGAAACGGCGGCGAGAUCACGACGACGGCCAAGAUAGGGUUCAUCGGGGAUCGGGCGUCGCCGGAGAGGCGUCGCCUUCGUCUUCGAUUCAACCAGAACCGGAAUCACGUACGACUGCCGCACCACCCGCCGGCGCCACCGCCGGACCGCCUCUGCAGCCAGAGUCCUCCGCCCUUUCCACCCCCGACGACACCGGAGAAAGGAGGAGACGAUACAGAGGAGUUCGGCAAAGACCGUGGGGGAAAUGGGCGGCAGAAAUUAGGGAUCCGCACAAAGCGGCUAGGGUUUGGCUCGGCACAUUCGACACGGCGGAGGCCGCCGCCCGAGCCUACGACGAGGCGGCGCUACGUUUCCGAGGCAAUCGCGCCAAGCUCAAUUUUCCAGAAAACGUCCGAAUUCUGCCUCCGCCACAUCAGACUUCUCAAAUCGCCAUUGCACCUCCUCCUCCUCCUCCUCCGCCGCCGGCGCCUCCGACCACCGCUCCCCAUUCUCUCCUCCACAGCUCCGCCGCGAGAGACUACUUCGAAUACUCGCAAUUGCUCCGUAGCACCGCGGAAUUCCAACCUCAACAAUCUCAAUCGAUGCUGCAGCACAUGCUCUACGCUUCCUCCAUCGCCGGUCUGUACCCUCCGCCGCCGUCGUCCUCCUCCGCGCCGCCUCCAUUUUCCUCUCCAUCGACCUCACCGUCUCCACUUCAAUUCUCUAGUGGUCAAAUGAUAUACUUCACGCCGCCAGGAAGUAAUCCGCAAACUGAUCAAGGCGGCGGCGGGGGGAGUAGCUCGAAUUUUCCGGCGCCGCCAUGGACAUCCGGGAUUGCGAGAGACGAGAACCACCAUGACGAUGCCGCUGCUCCGCUGCCAUCGAUACCGCCGGGGGUCGAUCCAGCGAAGGUUCUUACGCGUAAAGGGUUCAGUGUAGCUGUUAAAGUCCCGGUCGAGCGGAAGCCGCCUCCGCCGCUUCUCGUUUUUUGCCCAGACGGCGACGGAGGGCUUCAGGGCCUAAGAUGGUAUGCAAGGCGCCUUAGAAUGGAUGAAGAUGGAGACAUUGCUGAUGAAUUCCUCGUCGAGGUGUCACCAGAUACAGAAACAAGCAUGGUAGAGCCUGAUGAUAGAUCCAUGCCAAGAUUCAAAGUGAAGUACAACACGGUAUCCGCAAAGGUGAGGAAUCUUGCCCUCUUACCCAAUGGCAACAUUCAACAUCUUGUGGAGCUCCAAGGCAGGUUAGAAUGGUUGUAAAUGACCUGAUUGAUGCAGCCAGCCAGCCAGCAGCUCAUUACUUUCUGGGACAGUGAUUUUCAUCCACUAUUGUUUCAUCCAUUUAGGGGGAGGGGAAGGGAAUAUGGAACUAUGGUGUGACAAAGUUUUCAAUAUUUUUUUGCUGGAUUAUAGUUCUUUACAGCAGCCUUAGAAUUGUACCAUAACCUUCUACAUAUCAUUACUUACCACACCAGCAAAUUCAAAGUUGAAAAUUUUCUUGUGUUUUC
Molecule: messenger RNA, 2284 nt
Organism: Andrographis paniculata
Lineage: Eukaryota; Viridiplantae; Streptophyta; Magnoliopsida; Lamiales; Acanthaceae
Product: ethylene-responsive transcription factor ABR1-like
Exons: 4
Coding region: 504-2036 (510 amino acids)
Biological process (GO): regulation of DNA-templated transcription; ethylene-activated signaling pathway
Molecular function (GO): DNA binding; DNA-binding transcription factor activity
Source: RefSeq, a predicted model, not a curated record